AGAGUCUUUGGAGAAUAUAUAAAGCAUUGAAUAGUCCUCCAACUUUACCAUUCGUACACCAGCAGCCGUGAAUAAAUCUGGGUCGGCAUUGUAAGAUAAUGGGCUCCCCUAUAACCAGUCUUGCAUGCUUGCUCAUUAUUAUAAUCUCUGUUCAUGGCGGUCCUGAUCCCACCUUGGAUGACCACUGGAAGCUAUGGGUUCUGAAUCACCAGAAAGUUUACAUGAAUGUGAUGGAAGAGAUGAGAAGACGGAUGAUCUGGGAAGAUAAUCUGAAAUUUGUCACCAUCCACAAUCUGGAGUACAGUCUGGGGCUUCACACUUAUGAGGUUGGAAUGAACCAUCUGGCAGACAUGACAUCGGAGGAAGUAGUGGCCACAAUGACGGGUUUUCGGGCUCCUGAGAUCACAGAACUGAAUUCCACGAAACAAUUUGCUAAACAGAAUGAUAAAGUUCCAUAUUCAGUUGACUGGAGAACUAAAGACUGUGUCACAGAAGUGAAGGACCAGGGACACUGUGGAUCUUGCUGGGCUUUCAGUGCAACAGGCGCUCUGGAAUGCCAGAUGAAGCUGAAGACCGGAAGGUUGCAGUCGCUGAGCGAACAGGAGCUUGUGGAUUGCAGCAGGAGAUAUGGAAACCACGGAUGUAAUGGAGGAUGGAUGGAAUUGGCCUUUAGAUACAUCGUUGAUCAUGGACUUGCACUGGAAUCCUCAUACCCGUACCAAGGAGAGCAAGGCAUCUGCUCCUCUGCUCCUAACGCUGUUACAUGCCGGGGUUAUGAGAUGUUGCCAUUUGGAAAUGAACUGGCUCUUCAACAAGUGGUGGGAACCGUGGGACCCGUGUCUGUGACUGUGGAUGCUUCUCAAUGGUCUUUCUAUCUGUACACAAGAGGUGUGUACUAUGACCCCAACUGCCGUCCAGGGAACAUUAACCAUGCAGUGCUGGCAGCUGGAUACGGUACAGAGAAUGGAGCUGACUACUGGCUGAUUAAAAACAGCUGGGGCAGAGACUGGGGCGAUGGAGGGUACAUCAAAAUGGCCAGAAAUCGUGACAACCAUUGUGGAAUCGCCAACUACUGUGUCUAUCCGGUUGUGUGAGAGUGGAAAUGCUGGAUAUCCUUUCCAUACCUAGCUAUGAGUAAGACCCUGUUUGGGCCGAAGCGCGCGUGCCGGCUUUACUAUAUUGGCUUUCCGUACCUUGCAUUUGGUCUGCUUUUCAUUGCAACAAUAAAACGAUCUAUGCUGUGUUUGCAAGA
Messenger RNA from Rana temporaria (common frog), 1252 nucleotides. Its product is annotated as cathepsin S-like. Bases 99 to 1094 code for a protein of 331 amino acids. The record is from RefSeq and is a predicted model, not a curated record. Gene Ontology annotation, biological process: immune response. Gene Ontology annotation, molecular function: cysteine-type endopeptidase activity. The transcript is spliced from 8 exons. NCBI's taxonomy places the organism in Eukaryota, Metazoa, Chordata, Amphibia, Anura, Ranidae. Gene Ontology annotation, cellular component: lysosome.